UUGAAAUAUCCUUCAAUUGAAAAAUUGCAUUAUUGCAGUUUUAUAUUGUACUCCAAGACUUGAUACGUUACAUUAUUCUACAGAAUUGGGUUGACAGUCAUCCUAAUUGUGAUCAAAUGAAGAAGGCAUGGGAGUUAGAUUUAGAGAUAGCAGACAGAUCUCUAACAACCCAAAAUAUUGGACAAGGACAAAGAGGAACAUCACAAAGAUUUUCUCAUCUGUCUCAUGUAUCAAUGGGAGUUUUCUUGAAAAAAGCUCCGACAAACAUUACUCGACUUCACAACAUCAGUGCGGUCUGGAUUUGUCCGUGACUCGCCAGUUUUUUGAGAAGCUGUCACGGAAAGAGAAGGUUCUGAAAGAGGUUGAGAGUGUGGUGCAGCAGCAUCUGCUCCCCUCCCUGAACCACUGCCCUGCUGGAGUGGAGGCCCUCAGGGUUUACCUCAUCCUGCCUGAGCUGCUGAGGGUGCUGCUCAAACAACAGCUGGGGACAAACCUUGCUGUCUCAUUGGCUGAGGCCAUUCUCAAGCUGUGUCCUGAUUUGUUGAAGGUUCUUGAGGGCUACUGGGCCAGAAUGGGGUAUUCUUUCUUCAGAACUGUGGUCAAGAACUUCCACUCUGUAUCCACAAAGUUAUUUGAGCUGAUUAGAGAUGAGAGGAGAGACUACUCACAGCAGUUGAAGAAAACCGUGGAGGUGCUACAGAAGCUUUAUGCAGUUAACAGCCAAACACACCAUGGACUGAGUGACAGUCAUUUUCAUGUGAAGGAGAUUAACAACUUCUUCAAACUUAUUCAGGAAUCAGACCUACGUCAGGAAUCUUUUUGGGAUGAUUCGUUGGAAUCUGAACGGCUCUGGGAAUCAGCAAACCUUUACAUAAAAAUAGUCAUGUCUGUAACAAAAUUCCCUUGCAUCUUUGACAUGGAAGCAAAGAAGGAUGCGUUUCUACGGGAAAAUAGCAUCAGAAGUUCUUCUAUCAUGCUGCAGACAAAUGGCAACGCUCUGCAUGUAGGGAGACAGACUUUACUGAAGGACGCAUUUGAGUAUCUGCGAAGGAACAUCCAUGACUUUAGCAGGCCAUUGAAGGUGACAUUCAUGGAAGAAAAUGGCAUUGAUGAUGGUGGUAUAUCCCAGGAAUUCUUUAGCCUCUUCAGCAAAGCUCUGAGAUCAGAGGAUUCCAAGCUGCUAGAGAUCUUUGAGGAAUCUGAACUUGUCUGGUUCAUGUCAGAUGAAUACAAAGUUGAUGAUUACAGGGAUAUAGGCACCAUCUUUGGGAUGGCAUUUUACAAUGACCAUCUAGUGAACAUUCCCUUUCCUUCAGCACUGUUCAAAAGGCUUCUGGGGGAGAAGCCAACACUGAGAGACUUGGAGGAACUGUCACCAUGUCAGGCCAGGCAUGUUUUCAACUUCAGUAUUAUAAUUACUAAUUAUAAUACUAAUUACUAUACUAAGUGCUAA
Clupea harengus (Atlantic herring) is the source of this 1453-nucleotide messenger RNA. Its product is annotated as putative E3 ubiquitin-protein ligase HERC3. Gene Ontology annotation, molecular function: ubiquitin-protein transferase activity. NCBI's taxonomy places the organism in Eukaryota, Metazoa, Chordata, Actinopteri, Clupeiformes, Clupeidae. The record is from RefSeq and is a predicted model, not a curated record.